AUGAGCGACAAGAAACAGGACGAAAAGAAAGAUCUUCCUCUGUUGCAAGACCAGCAGAAUCUUCUUGAAGGCAUAAGAAAAAUUUUAAAUCCAGAUAAUGAUAACCCACAAAUGGACGAAUAUAUCACUUCAUGCUUUGGUUACGUGAUGCAAGCCCUCUAUAAGGUAUCUAAUGCAGAAGAUCGAGAAAAGGCUUCAGAGGAGAUAGCCGAAGACUUGAAAGAACGUUUCGAAAGAUGGAAAGAUGACUUCGAGAAAAGAAAAUCCACUAUUGCUGAUGAGAAGGACAGCAACAAACUUACCGAUUAA
Priceomyces carsonii is the source of this 309-nucleotide messenger RNA. RefSeq lists its product as uncharacterized. NCBI's taxonomy places the organism in Eukaryota, Fungi, Ascomycota, Pichiomycetes, Serinales, Debaryomycetaceae. The record is from RefSeq and is a predicted model, not a curated record. Bases 1 to 309 code for a protein of 102 amino acids. The transcript has a single exon.